Penicillium cosmopolitanum is the source of this 2538-nucleotide messenger RNA. RefSeq names its product putative extracellular threonine rich protein. Lineage: Eukaryota; Fungi; Ascomycota; Eurotiomycetes; Eurotiales; Aspergillaceae. The record is from RefSeq and is a predicted model, not a curated record. The transcript is spliced from 2 exons. The coding region runs from base 1 to 2538 and encodes 845 amino acids.
AUGUAUCCUAAAAGAUGCAUGGCCUUGCUGGCCGCCGCUUCUUGCAUACUCUUGCAGAGUCUCCCGGCGAGUGCAGACGAGCUCGCUAUCCUCGUUGAUCGCGACGAGAACCGCCACCUGCUGGAACGUCAUAAUAUCGCCAACACGGGCGCCCUGAGUUCAGCCGUUGCUUCCGCUACCGAAACUUCUGGUGAAGAGACCGCAAAUCCCUGCUCAACUUCAACUGGGUCUACUGGUGCACCUGGUGGCGGUACCUCCCCUGGAGGAGGAACUAGCCCUAUCCUGGCGGCGGCACCUCUCCUGGCGGUGGUACAUCCCCUAGAGGAGGUACUUCUCCUGGUGGCGGCACUUCUCCCGGUGGUGGUACUUCUCCUGGCGGUGGUACAAGCCCUGGCGGUGGCACUUCUCCUGGCGGUGGUACAUCCCCUGGCGGUGGUACAUCCCCUAGAGGAGGUACUUCUCCUGGCGGCGGCACUUCACCCGGUGGUGGAACUUCCCCUGGUGGUGGUACAAGCCCUGGCAGUGGCACUUCACCCGGUGGUGGAACUUCCCCUGGUGGUGGUACAAGCCCUGGCGGUGGCACUUCUCCUGGUGGUGGCACUUCUCCUGGCGGUGGUACUUCUCCUGGCGGUGGUACAUCCCCUAGAGGAGGUACUUCUCCUGGCGGCGGCACUUCUCCCGGUGGUGGUACUUCUCCUGGCGGUGGUACAAGCCCUGGCGGUGGCACUUCUCCUGGCGGUGGUACAUCCCCUGGCGGUGGUACAUCCCCUGAGAGGAGGUACUUCUCCUGGCGGCGGCACUUCACCCGGUGGUGGAACUUCCCCUGGUGGUGGUACAAGCCCUGGCAGUGGCACUUCACCCGGUGGUGGAACUUCCCCUGGUGGUGGUACAAGCCCUGGCGGUGGCACUUCUCCUGGUGGUGGCACUUCUCCUGGCGGUGGUACUUCUCCUGGCGGUGGUACAUCCCCUAGAGGAGGUACUUCUCCUGGCGGCGGCACUUCACCAGGUGGUGGAACUUCCCCUGGUGGUGGAGGUACAAGCCCUGGCGUUGGCACUUCUCCUGGUGGUGGUACUUCUCCUGGCGGUGGUACAAGCCCUAGUGGUGGUGCUAGCCCAAGCUCUAUCGGUAGUCCCGGCGGCGGCACCUCUCCUGGUGGUGGUACUUCUCCUGGCGGCGGCACUUCACCAGGUGGUGGAACUUCCCCUGGUGGCGGUGGUACAAGCCCUGGCGGUGGCACUUCUCCUGGUGGUGGCACUUCUCCUGGUGGAGGCACAUCUCCCGGCAGCGGUGCAAGCCCUAGUGGUGGUGCUAGCCCAAGCUCUACCGGUAGUCCCGGCGGCGGCACCUCUCCUGGCGGUGGCACAUCCCCUGGUGGUGGUGGUACGUCCCCUGGCGGUGGAACUUCUCCUGGUGGUGGAGGUACAAGCCCCGGUGGAGGCACUUCUCCUGGAGGUGGUAACUCCAGCGGAUCUAGCUGCCCUGAGAUCUCUUCUAUCUGUGCCCCAUUCUUCCCCACUGCAACUGCGUCUACAGUGACAGUGACAGUGACUAGCUGUCCAACAUCUGGCGGUGGUGGUCCGUCAGGAGGUGGCCCGUCUGGAGGAGGCUCAUCUGGCGGUGGUCCCUCUCGCGGCGGUUCAUCUGGAGGUGGUCCAUCAGGUGGAGGUGGAGGUGGGAACCCAGGCGGAGGUGGAGCGGGUGGAGGUGCUGGCGGAGGAAGCAGCAGUGCUGGUGGUGGCGGCGGUGGUGGUGGAAAACCCUCAACCUCUGGCGGAGGCGGAGCGGGUGGAGGAUCGAGCAAUCCUUCGAGCAGUGCAACUGGCGGCGGAUCUGGAAGUGCAUCUGGAAGUGCAUCUGGAAGUGGAAGUGGAAGUGGAAGCGCAAGCACAACCAACCCCGGAUCGCAAACUACUUCCAAGAGCUCGACUCCCUUCAUCCCCAGCACUCGUACAACCAGUGCAGCUAGUACAACCAGCGGGCCAGUUUCCACAGCUUCCACACCUUCUACCUCAAGCUCAAACCCAGGCUCUAGCCCCAGCACCUUGACAAGAGUACCGUCGUCGACCACACCCCCAGAAUCGUCUCCAUCCACAACUCCAGAGACAUCUCCAUCUACGACUCCAGAGACAUCUCCAUCCACAACCCCAGAGACGUCUCCAUCUACGACCCCAGAGACAUCUCCAUCUACGACUCCAGAGACAUCUCCAUCCACAACCCCAGAGACGUCUCCAUCUACGACUACCGAAGAGUCCACGACCACCGGCGAAUCCAGCACCACCCCCGAAGCGUCGCCCACAGAAAAGGCCAAAGAGAAAGGAAGUCAUUUUCAACGACGAGACUCCAAUGUGAUUCGGCGGGAGCCCGGUAUCGUUAAACGGGGAGUGCUGAGGAAUAUAACCACGCCGUUCACUAACACGAGCAGUACUUUCUCGAAUGCGACGACUGCUCUUAACGUAACCCAUGCCUCGACUCAAUUCACCGCGACGGCGACGAAUGUUCACCCUUCGAGGCCGCACUGGGGUCGUAUUUGGAAUUAA